Theobroma cacao (cacao) is the source of this 1255-nucleotide messenger RNA. The record is from RefSeq and is a predicted model, not a curated record. NCBI's taxonomy places the organism in Eukaryota, Viridiplantae, Streptophyta, Magnoliopsida, Malvales, Malvaceae.
AUCAAAGUAGCUAGUUGAUGAAAGAGUUACAAUUAAAAAUAUAUAGGUCAUAUGCUGUACAAAUAAUUUAUUUUUAUGCAAUGGCAGAAGAAGCCUGCAGCCAUAAAAAAAUUGACUGAAGCCCCGACCAAGCUGAUCAAGUCAGAAAGCGACAAUCUAUAUAUUUCAGAUUGAAGACUAGCAUCAUCAGUUUCUCCACUACCCCAAUUUCACCAUGGCUUCAAAGUUAGAUCAGCUUCAUUUUGUUUUGAUACCCUUAAUGUCCCCUGGCCACCUUUUACCGAUGACAGACAUGGCAAGACUGUUGGCAGAACAUGGCGUGAUUGUUUCGAUUGUUACCACACCCCUUAAUACCAUAAGAUUCAAGUCCACCAUUGAACGUGCUGUUGAGUCUGGUCUCCACAUUCGACUUCUCCAACUCCAAUUUCCAUCAGAUCCGCUUGGCUUGCCAGAGGGGUGUGAAAACAUGGACCAGCUUCCUUCCCGUGACUUGAUCAAGAACUUUUUCAAGGCUGCUAGCAUGCUACAGCAACCAUUUGAGCAACUCUUCAAUGAAUUACAACCCCGGCCUAGCUGCAUAAUAUCCGGUAAGAAUCUACCUUGGACAGUUGACACUGCUCUCAAGUUUAAUGUUCCAAGGAUUUUCUUUGAUGGAAUGGGUUGCUUUUCUUUCUCCUGUACUCAUAAUUUAGAGGUUUCUAAGGUGCAUGAAACUAUGUCUAAGUUUGAGUCCUUUUUGGUACCUGGCUUGCCUCAUCGAAUAGAAUUAACAAAAGCUAAGUUGCCUGAAAAUCUCAAUCCUGGCUCAAAUGAUUUGACAAAUAUGCGUAGUAACAUUAGAGCAGUUGAGCUAAUAGCUGACGGAAUUGUGGUCAAUACUUUUGAAGAACUAGAGAGUGAAUAUGUCAAAGAAUAUAAAUCAGUUAAAGGAGACAACGUUUGGUGUAUUGGCCCGCUUUCAGCUUGCAACAAGUUGAAUUCAGACAAAGCCGAGAGAGGUCAAAAGGCCUCAAUAGAUGACAACCAGUGCUUGAAGCCCUGGCUUGACUCAAAGAAACCUGGCUCAGUAAUUUAUGCCUGUCUUGGUAGCAUAUCUGGCCUCACAACUUGGCAACUCGUGGAGCUUGGUUUAGGCCUGGAAGCGUCAAACCAGGCAUUUAUAUGGGUUAUAAGAGGAGGCAAAAAAUCAGAAGGAUUAGAGAAGUGGAUUGCGGAGGAAGGUUUUGAAGAAAGGGUUAAAGAUAGAGGNAUGAGG